AUGACCACCGCGCGCGAUUCGAAUUCGCGGCUUCGUCAAACGCUGAACCCAUUGCUGACAACAUCACUGGGGGGGUCUUAUAAUAGCACUAAUCUGCUGGACACACCAUACUCUGCGGUGUCGGUAUCGUCGCCGUAUGGGUACUCAUCCAGUCUCACACCAGCAAGUUCGAUUCAGCCAUACAACCCACGGGAAUGGGGCCUUUCGCCGGCCCCAGUAUCCGAGCGGAAUCAGCAGUUCCCUUCCCCUUCGCCCUAUCAGGAUUCACAGGUUUCGCCUGUGCCGCCGCCGCCGCCGCCAUACUCUCCGCCACGGAGUCAACGGCCUGUGAGCACGGCCUUUGAGACACCCCCAGCGAAUAUCUCUGCCGCACGGAUACCCCCGACAAGUUCUCUCAGGCCGUCCCCUGAGCCUCAGAGUAACCAGAACUUCCCACCACCGCCCAAUACCGGUGGACGUGGUGCCUCUCGCGAGCGGCGAUUUGGACUGCCAUCACUCGGGAGGCGGAGGGACGCAACAGAGUCUAUGACUCCGCCUGAUUCGCAGUCUCGUCCCUCAAUAUCUAGGCCUCAGACUCUAGCAAUACAAAUCCCAACGCCGUUACCACCCAACUCUAGAAGAGCUGCAUCGGCCAGCGCAAUUGACACGCCAGUUUCAGCUAGAUCACGUUCAGCAUCGCAAACGCAAUGGGCGCCAGGGAUGCCUCUGCCUCCUCCACCUCCAGGCCCUCCUCCGUCAAAUUCCCGGUCUCAAAGUCUGAGUAGAACAACUGAACCGGUCGCAUCUCCGCCAACAAGACGCCCACCCCCGGGCGGCGUGACGGCAUUAGGGCCGGUUCCUCCAACACCUGCAGAUUGGGUUGAAGAGGAACGUUAUGAAAGAGGCAGAUCACCUCAGUCCCUAACCAUUGACACAACCAACGUUGCCAGCAGUAGCUCACAUGCACCUCCGGAGUCUUCAUCUGAGUCAGGGUCUGCUGGUGGAAAUCUAACAAGAGCAGGGGCUUUAAGGAUGGAGAAAACGCUACGCGAAAGGCGCACCGAGAGCCGAACACGGCACAGCAGGGUAGAUUGUAAUGCCGGCAUUCAGCCUUUAUCAGACAUUCUCGUGCCUCAGGGCGGCGGCGGCUUGACGCGGCGGUUCUCUGUUCACAAGGGAACACCACGGAGUGCUGGUAGACCAGCUCCAGAUUCACCGUGGUCGGGUGGCCAGCACCUUGAUCCGAAUCUGGAUUCGAGGAACUCUACACCACGUCAGUCCUCGGGCUCUCACCCUGAGACGCCCACACCUCCCUUCUCCCCUCACCCACAGAAAGGAUACCCUAUAACGGAACAUGGAAUACCGAUCGCUCCUAAAUCACUACCCACGCCGCCACCCCAAAGUCGAUCCGCUUCAAGCAUGAGCAUCUCGCGGACCGACAUGCACAGCUCAACCGGUAGCCUGAUGCCGGGGCCCCCUUCUUGCUCACCUAUUACUAAACAGACCGUUAUCAGCCAAUCAGCCGAGCAGUUCUGCAAGGGCACUAUCGAACGUCUCCAGUCAUUCGCCAAGAAGGAAGCUGCAGCGUCGACGGAUGCCGAUCGUGUCAAGCUCUUUGCCGAUUUCAUUGUCAAUGAGUCCAGGGUCCGGCGAGAGAGGUACAACUCAGCCAUCGGCGCUAUGGGCUCUGAGAUCUUUGAUCUUACACGAGACCUGUUCCGCCCGAUGGCCGUGAGGCGAGAUUCAUCUACCUCGCAGGGUAGUGAGUGGACGCCACAAAUGUCAGAGACAAAGUCGCAUCGGAACUCGAUCAGCUCAAUCGUGGGCAGAGAGCCAAUUCAGCAGUCCAACUCGGCGCCUGCAUCAGCGGGCAUUCCAGUGUCCCCUGUAGGCGGACCCCCAACCAACGUUAACUGGACAUCAAAUAACUACAAACCUGCCUUGUCACCAAUUCUCAGCAUGAGCGUCAGUGAACAGCCAGAUGAAGCGGACUCUCGUGGUCGUCCGGCUAGUAGGUGGUGGGAAGCAGACUCGGCUGGAGAGGCGUCGACUCGAUUGGAAAGAUCAAAGCGGGAAUCCAAGUACAUGGGCGUACCCAAAGAGGCUCGAGAAGCACUACAGUGGAGGGACCCGCCGAACGGCAACGGCGCAGAUGCCCAAGCCGCAAGUUCCAGCAGACGUGAGCCAUCUGACGAAUACCCGCCAGAAAAGGUUGGCUGGCACGAGUCGGAACCAUCUAUCACGCCCCAACUAUUUCGAAAUUCGCUGUUAACGUUACCUGCAUCGACGCCGAAUACGCCGAGUCCAUCUCAUCUGGAUGUAUCACGCUUAGUGACGCUGCCUCCACCAUAUCCACGGCACCACCCAGCCGUCAACAAUAACCACCCAGAACUCACCGACAUUCGAACCCUCGUAAGAUCGAUUAGCGACAUGAGAGAGAUCCAAGAGACCAAAGCACGGUUCACGCAAGAAAGCCAAAAAAUGCGCGCCGAGGCCACAGAAGACUCGAGAGAACGUUGCCAAGCUCUUCGCGUCAACUUGCAGCAGGAAAUCAGCUCCGGGGCCAUGUCUUACGCGGAAGCGGCAACGAUUGAAGCCGACUACCGCGAAAGCGAGAAAGCGCAAUCCAAAGACUUGGAGAAGAAGGACUUUGAACGCUUCCAGAACGUCGUCGUGAUGCCGCUGAACGAUCUGCUAACCGGGCGUAUAUCCCAAGCCACAUCCCUCUUCGACGAGCUGCGAUCCCGUCUGUUUACUGAAACGCAAGCAUCCAACCCCAACAUGCCGCAGGAGGAAGGCGACGAGCAGCCCGAGCUCCUUGAGAAGCUCACCCUCCUGAAGUGGAUCUUCGAGGCGCGCGAGAUGCUUCACCGCGAGAUCUACGACCUCCUCAGCGACCGCAACGAUCGGUACAAGGAGAUGGUGAUCAUGCCGUAUCGACUGUCGGGUAACGAGGAGAAGAUUCGCAACGCCGAGGGCUUCUUUGCCGAGGACGCCCAAAAACGACGUGCGGCGUUUGCCAACGAGGUGCUACAGCGCACGCGCGAGUUCCGCGGCGUCGUGGAGGAGAACGUCGAGCGCGGGGUUGACAUGCAGCUCAAUGCGUUUUGGGACAUUGCCCCGCCGCUGAAGCGCCUGCUCGACAAGAUCCCGCUCGAUCUAGAGCGGUUUCGCAUACAUGUUCCCCCCGCCGAGUACGAGGAGAACCCGGAUUACCACCAGCAUCCGCUGCAGUACUUAUUUUCGCUUCUGCUGCAUGCUGAGAAGAGCACGUAUCAGUUUAUCGAGAGUCAGACGAACUUGUUGUGCUUGCUGCAUGAGGUCAAGGAGGCGGUCAUGGGGGCGCGGGCCAAGGUCAGCGAGGCCGAGGGCUGCGAAUCAAGGAUUGUGGAGGAGGAGCGGAAGAGGGAGCAGGACCGUUUGACGGAUGAUUUGAAGGAGAAAGUGAGGGUUGUGCAGGAUCAGUGGGAGGGCGCAUUGGGAGAUGGGAUGAGGGGGGUUAAGGAAAGGGUGGGGGAAUGGUUAUUGAGUACGGGUGGGUGGGAUGAGAGCCUGGAGGAUAGAGGUGUUGGUGGUGCUUGA
Messenger RNA from Pseudomassariella vexata, 3561 nucleotides. RefSeq lists its product as uncharacterized. The transcript has 2 exons. The record is from RefSeq and is a predicted model, not a curated record. NCBI's taxonomy places the organism in Eukaryota, Fungi, Ascomycota, Sordariomycetes, Amphisphaeriales, Pseudomassariaceae. Bases 1 to 3561 code for a protein of 1186 amino acids.